CGGGGAGGGGGUCAGAGUUGCGAUGGGACUGUUCGUGAGAUAGCUCCGCUGAAUAACCGGCUCCGUUGGCACCACGGGAGGAGUCGCGGUGUGUCCCGGCGCUCCGCAGCAGGGAUAUAUUAAGAUACAACAUUGAGUAAUCAAGACAUCCGGUGUGCUGGGAACACCCAACUUUACCUCAAUGUAUCCUAUGUUAACAGUUUUGAGUAUGUUUUAUUACAUUUGCCUGCGGCGCAGAGCCAGAUCUGGUACAAGAGGAGAAAUAAUGAACAGUCGGCGAGCUAUCGAGUCAAGCAAUCGCAUCCUACCUCUCAGUGUUGAAGUGGUGCAGCAUGUCAAAGAAGUGGUGGACUUCAGUUCUCAGUACGGCAGUGAGAACAGCUUGUCCUAUACCAUGUGGAAUUUGUCUGGACUUCCCAAUGUUUAUCCAAGUUCUGGUGACUUCACUCAGACCGCUGUGUUUCGAACAUAUGGAAAAUGGUGGGAAAAGUGCCCGAGUUCCCCUCCUCCUUUCAGGAGGAUGCCUCAUACUUUUCGGAGCCAGGAGUACGUUGAGCUUGUAUUUGAAGAGGCUGUGUAUCCAACGGCUAUUGAUGUUUUGGAAACGUAUCACCCCGGAGCAAUUGUUAGGAUCUUGGCGUGCUCAGCAAAUCCUUACUCUCAGACUCCUCCAUCAGAAAUUAGAUGGGAAACUCUAUGGGCAGGGGAACCUGAGAAAGUGAAUAUCUCACAGGCUCGCCAGUUUACACCGUGCAUUAAACAAAUUAACUUCACCACAAACUUGAUUCGCCUGGAACUGAACAGUUCUCUCCUAGAAUACUAUACUGAAUUGGAUGCUGUACUGCUACAUGGUGUCAGGGAUAGACCUCUUUCCCUACAUAAACCAUCCAUGUUAGAUCUGGACGAUGAAGACAAGGAAGAUCAUAGUAGAGAAUUCUUCAAUGAACAGUUCAGUGAAAAGAUCUUACCUGAAUUUACCAAGAAUGGUUAUUUUGGAAAGCUGCCUUAUGAGCUAAUCCAGCUGAUUCUCAGUCACCUGACAGUGCCAGACCUUUGCCAGCUGGCACAGACUUGCAAGUUGCUGCACCAGCACUGUUAUGACCCUCUUCAGUAUGUCCAGCUCAGUUUACAACCUUACUGGGCAGGUCUGGAUGAUGCCUCUUUGCAGCACCUGGAAUCACGCUGUGCUCUUGUGCAGUGGUUAAAUCUGUCUUGGACAGGGAAUCGAGGAUCCAUCACCAUGCAAGGAUUCAGCAGGUUUGAUAUCGCUAACUUUGAGCCUCUGAGGAAAGCCACCACUACAACCUGCAACCUGAUCAUCUCUGAGGCUGAGUACGCAGAUGUUUCCAACGAAUGGACAGUCGCAAGGCUGCGGGACCGGACAGCAUCCCAGGGUGAGUCUCAUCAGACUGAUUAA
Molecule: messenger RNA, 1417 nt
Organism: Mobula hypostoma (lesser devil ray)
Lineage: Eukaryota; Metazoa; Chordata; Chondrichthyes; Myliobatiformes; Myliobatidae
Gene: fbxl4
Product: F-box and leucine-rich repeat protein 4
Exons: 6
Coding region: 182-1417 (411 amino acids)
Molecular function (GO): protein binding
Source: RefSeq, a predicted model, not a curated record